AUGGCUGAUGCCAUCAAUGCUGCUGAAGAUGAAGAGCAACAGGAAUCUUCUGUUGCGGGCCUGCCACGUAAAACUGGGCUUCGUUCUCAUGGCCCAGCCCUAUCGAGCGAUGCUUCUUCUUACCAUCCUCCCCAAGAUGAAGAGGAUGAGUUAAUGGCUGCAGAUGCAGAAUCUGCUCCGGCGAUGGACCUUCCUAAGUCUCCUGUAUUAGAAACAGGGGGCCUCGAAGAGAAUCCAUCCCCUUCUCCUUCCGCCUUAAUGUCACAAGCUAAUGAUUCAAUUCCUAGUCCUACAACGGGACUUAUGAAUAAACCAGCUGUUGGCACAGAUCUUCCGGAACCUUCGGCUGCUAAGGAUGAUGAAGAGCGAGUUGAUUAUGACGGCUCCUCAACUGGUGAUGCAGCCAACGAAGAUAGAGAUGAUGAGGUUGCUGACGUUGGCAACAUGCCAGGUGAUGAUGCGAGGGACGAAGAGCAUAAUUCUAUGGAUGACAUAACCAUUUUUGAUGAUGCUCCCAAAGUCCCCUCCGAUAAAGCAUCUGGCUAUACCCCUUUUCACAUCUCCGGUAAUCCUAGUUUUCUUCGAAUUCUUCCGCAUGUUCUUUCCGCGUUCCGACCCUUUUUUCGUGCAGGUUCGCCUCCUUCAAAGACUACUGCUGCUACUACUUCAAAGCAGGAUCCAGCGCAAGUAUCGGCUCCUCCACAAGAGAAACAUUUACCUGGAUCACCUACGGCAACUGCUUCACCUGUAGCAUUGUCUGAAACUACUGAUGCGACCCCUUCUCUGGAACAACAGAUCGUGCCGGUGUCAGCCCCUGCGCAAGAGCAGCCUCUGCCUGCUUCGUCUUCGGCAGCUGCCUCACCUGCCGCGUUGAUGAAGAUCUCACUUACACCAACAGAGGCGAGGCCCAACACGUCUCAGGCAAGGGCAAUGAUGGCUUUGACCUCGAGCCCGUCACAAUUGAAUGUUUCUACUGCCUCUGCAGCUUCAGCGCCUGGCUCCCCUGCACCAAUUUCAAUGGCUCUGGGAGCAUCUUCAAGUCUCGCGGGCGCACCUGAGUUCCUUCAAAUCUCUUUGGUGUACUUGAAUAGCCUUGCCAAGAAGGUGAUUGAAUAUGUUGUGGGUGGCUUAAACGGAGUCAGAAGUGUGGGAAACACUCCGUGGUUCGAGCGCUGUGCUGAGAUUAUUCUUCAUUUGGAAGAACAAUUGCAGCAUUUUGAGGCCCUGGGACGCAGAGAGCUUCAGUCCGAGAUCGUGUCCACUUUGGCCAGUCUUCAUGUUGCAGAAGUGGCUCGCCGGGAGGCGAUAGAACGGGACUUGGCUGAAAGAAAGCGUCAAAUCACGGAGCUUCGUGAGCGUAAUAUUCAGAAACGAGAAGAGUUAGAACGCUCGACUACUUCCAUGAACUCGCUUCGUGAUAGACUUGUUGAAGCUGAGGCUGAAGUUCUGCGGUUAAAGGCUGAAUUUGCCCGCGAAGAAAAUAUUGUUAAUAUCCUUAGCACCCAGAACGCUACGGGUACCCUUGAAUAUCACACGCAGGCUCGAGCUUUGGAACAAGCCAGGAAUGAAGUGGCAACUAUCAUCAUUCCCAGUGAGGAAGAGCUCCGGGCAAGGGCUGAAGCUAUGGUGCGCACCACUCACGAAGAAGAGCUAAACAAAGUUAGGGCCCAACUCACGUCUUUUGAUUUGAUGCGUGAAUGA
Molecule: messenger RNA, 1701 nt
Organism: Asparagus officinalis (garden asparagus)
Lineage: Eukaryota; Viridiplantae; Streptophyta; Magnoliopsida; Asparagales; Asparagaceae
Exons: 2
Coding region: 1-1701 (566 amino acids)
Source: RefSeq, a predicted model, not a curated record